CGAUUCGAGAGGCAUAGACGCAUGGGCUGUGGUCGUGGAUGUGUUGUUGCAUGCGAGCUAUAAGUGUCCGCUUUGAUUUGAUAACAAGUUAAUCGUCAUUUUCUGCGGAUGACUCGUAUUAUCAAUUAUCAGUUGUAGCUCACCAGGAAGCAUCAAUUGAUUCGGUUAAAGCUGUGAAAAGCUAUUGUAGUGAGUAGAGAAAAUCGAAAGAACAGCAGUUACUUUUCUGGGGUGGAAAGAAGAUAAAAUAAAGAAACCCAAGAAAGUUAUAAACAAGGAGCUUAGCUUGACAGAUUGAUAAAAAUGGCUGACAAUAAGGAACUUCCGCCUCUUUUCGACAACGAAGAGCUAAAAAAUGACAUGGAUUUCGACGAUGACGACGAUAGCGAUAUAUUUGCCUCUGCUAUUUCUACUUCUAUCCGAACCUCUUCUGCACAGGAUCACAAUAUACCUGAGACUUCUUCCCCAUUUAAUGGACAAUCUAGCACACCAGAAGAUUUGCCCAAAUUAUCAUUAAAAGAUACCACUAGAGAUACAUCAAUUUCUACUCUCUCAAGCCCAGUUGCACCAUCUGGACCUCUCAGCCCACCUUUAGAUCCAACUAACACUGAUAUUGAUGAUUUACAUGAUGUUCCAAUUAAUGAUGACCAUGAAGAUCAUUCUUUUAAUGUGGCUCAAUCUCAAUCAAUUGGAGAAGAACCAACUGAGUCAUCAGAUCAAUAUUUAAAAAUUACUGUGACUUCUCCUCAAAAAAUGGGUGAUGGAAUGGGAUCUUAUGUUGCAUAUAAAGUUGAAACAAAAACAAAUAUACAAUUAUACAGGAACAAAGUCUUUAGUGUAAAUAGACGUUUCAGUGACUUUCUUGGUUUGCAUGAUAAACUGACUGAAAAGUUUUUACGCAGUGGCAGAAUCAUUCCUCCUGCUCCUGAAAAAAGUGUCAUUGGUACUACUAAGAUUAAAAUGUCUGGAGAAAAAUCUCAAGAACAAAACUCAGGUUCAUCAGAAUUCCUGGAACGUCGUCGAGCCGCAUUAGAGAGAUUUUUGAAUAGACUAGCAAGUCAUCCCCUUUUUUGCAUAGAUCCAGAUGUUCGAGAGUUUCUUGAAGCAGAUAUGGAAUUACCAAAAGCUACAAAUACAUCUGCACUCAGUGGAGCUGGUGUUAUGCGUUUAUUCAAUAAAGUUGGAGAAACAGUAAAUAAAAUAACAUAUAAAAUGGAUGAAAAUGACUCUUGGUUUGAAGAAACAAUUACACACAUAGAUUGUUUAGAUAGCCAAUUACGAAGUUUAAAUGGGGCUGUUGAAUCUUUAACAAAUCAGAGAAAAGAAUUAGCAUCGUGCACAGGUGCAACUGCACGAUCAAUUGCAGUACUUGGACAUGGAGAACCCAGUGCUUCUCUUGGAAGAGCUCUAGCUCAGUUGGCAGAAACUUUGGAAAAAGUUGAGGUCGUUCGCAAAGCCCAAGCCAAUAGUGAUCUUUAUCAGUUUGGUGAAAUGAUUCGUGACUAUGUUGCGUUGAUUGGUGCAAUCAAGGAUGUGUUCCAUGAGAGAGUGAAAGUUUUCCAGAAUUGGCAACAUGCUCAAAUAAUGUUGAAUAAGAAGCGCGAACAGAAAGCACGAAUGGAGCAAACAGGACGUUCAGAUAAGACGAAUCAAGCUGCAACAGAAGUCAUAGAAUGGGAAGCUAAGGUAGAACGUGGCCAGGAAGAAUUUGAUAAAAUAUCUACAAUGAUAAGAAAGGAAGUUGAGCGUUUUGAAACUGUUCGAGUACACGAAUUCAAAAAGCAACUCAUUCAAUAUCUUGAAGCUAUGCUGCAACAUCAAAAUCAGCUCAUUAAACACUGGGAGAGUUUUCUGCCUGAAGCUAAGGCUGUUGCGUGAGUCAAGGAUCUUAUCGAAUCAAGCACUACGGUUUUAACGCGUGAUAGUGAAAUCGAGUUGUUUUGUUACGAUGAAAAAAUUGAUGAAGAUGUUAAUUAAAAAUUGUUAUUUAUUGCACCGCAUAAUUCGAAAAUGGUGUCGCCAAAAUUAAAAAAGCUUUCAAUUUCAUUUAUUUAAAUUAAGAAAAAUGUUUGACUAUGAAAAGUUGUAUUUUUACAAGUUUUUUGAAAUGCAGCAAUUGAAUGUGAUAGAUUAAUUUUUUUCCAUCAAUAAUUAUUUUUUUGAUACUUCAAGAACUUUUAUGAAAACUGUACUACUGUACAUUUCUACAUUUCUAAAUAAAUAUAUUUGCCGAGACAUUCCCUUUUAUGGCAUAAAAUAUUUUAACAGUAAUGAUAGUUUGUUACUAAAUAUCAUUGCAGUUGAUUUAAACGUAUUUUACAAUCGUGAACAAUGUUACAAAUAUCAUUAAUAAAUCAUAACUUUCAACAAUU
Messenger RNA from Trichogramma pretiosum, 2372 nucleotides. It is a transcript of the gene Snx1, whose product is annotated as sorting nexin-2-like. Bases 304 to 1878 code for a protein of 524 amino acids. Gene Ontology annotation, cellular component: endosome; endosome membrane. Gene Ontology annotation, biological process: early endosome to Golgi transport. The transcript has 7 exons. Gene Ontology annotation, molecular function: phosphatidylinositol binding. The record is from RefSeq and is a predicted model, not a curated record. NCBI's taxonomy places the organism in Eukaryota, Metazoa, Arthropoda, Insecta, Hymenoptera, Trichogrammatidae.